Molecule: messenger RNA, 1020 nt
Organism: Ictalurus furcatus (blue catfish)
Lineage: Eukaryota; Metazoa; Chordata; Actinopteri; Siluriformes; Ictaluridae
Product: proprotein convertase subtilisin/kexin type 5-like
Exons: 4
Coding region: 403-906 (167 amino acids)
Source: RefSeq, a predicted model, not a curated record
CAGUAAUUAGCUGUUACAUCAUUGCAGUUUUAAUAGUUGCCAUUUCUCUAAUUGGUGUGUACAUAUAGUAACAUGCUCAGGGAUAAUAGGGUAAUACAUCCAUACAACAUACAACAAUACAACAUUUCUUCUCAGGGUGUGACUGCAUGUCGUGUCUCAGACAUUGAGACAUUGAUAUGACGUUAGUAGGCAUUGAAUAUAAAUAGACUUCUUAGAAUCAGGUUGAUUUGACACAGUGCUGCUCUUUAUAUUUGAUGGCUCAACUGGCAAAUAUUAGUACAUCCUUGAGCAAGCUGACUGCACUGUUGAAUUUAACAUUUGGGUUACAUUGUGACACAGAUUACUGAGUGUAGGUACUACAGUACAGGCCACCAUUGUGAGAAGUGUCAUGUGUCCUGUGAGAUGUACUCAGGCCCAGGACCAGAUGCCUGUAUAGUGUGUGUCCCACCUCAGCUGGAGCUUCAGGGCACCAGGGUAUGUGUGGAGCGGUGCCCUCCCCAUUUCUACCAAAGCACACGUACCUGCUGGCAGUGUCACACUAGGUGCAAGACCUGCACAGAUAACACACCUCAGAGCUGUCUGACGUGCGACUGGGGCAGUAUCUUACAGGAAGGGGUGUGUUACCCUCGCUGUGAAGAAGGCCGCUACUACUCUCAAAAUGAGGUGUGUGAGGCCUGUGAUGAAUCCUGCAAGCAUUGCUCUGGGCCUGGUCCUGAGAGCUGUGUGACAUGUCAAACGGGUUUUGGACUGCAUGCUGUAAACUGCCGCUGUGUGCGUUGCUGCCAGUCUGACGGACCGGCCAAGAACUGCUGCCUGUGUCACUCGGCUUCAGCCGCACUCUCAGUCCAGCUCUUUAAAAGGGAAUGUAUGUUUGUGACAAAGGUCGAGUGUGCGCAAAAUCAUUAAUUAAGUGGAUCAGUGUACUUCACUUAAUUUAAUCUAGUUCUAAGUUUUUAACUGAGAGUUUAUUUGUGUUUUCUUCACAUUGUGCUUAAUGCUAGCUUGACAAAGCCAACAUUC